Messenger RNA from Symbiodinium pilosum, 741 nucleotides. Lineage: Eukaryota; Dinophyceae; Suessiales; Symbiodiniaceae. The record is from the annotation of a GenBank genome assembly.
AUGCCGAUGCUAAUAGAAGAGCUGGACGAGGAGCCGACAGGGAGGAGUUACACUUUCCAUCACCUUCCCGAUGCAAAGUUUAGUUCCUUUGGCUCUCCAGAGAUACAGCCCUUCUUUGACAAAUGGGGCUUCGGACCUGACAUGGCCAUGUGCACUUUCCGAGUGGAGCAGAAGGUCACAAGCGAAACAUUCCAGGACAUGUUGGACGCCUUCUUCAAAGACAGGGAGGUGCUCUCCGUUCUGCAGGCGACAACUGGCAUCCGCGUGCUGAGCCCACCGAAAGUCGCCGUCAGAUGGCAGCCGAUGAGUACAAAGGUCGUCAGCAUGUCCUUCUUCAACAAGCUCGAAGAAGCCGGAUGUAUAAGUAGCUCAGGUCACAUUCGCGGCCGCUUAGAGGAAGAUUGGGAGGACGUGCCGAUUGUGAACCUCAUCAGAGAGGCUAUAUUAGUGGACGAGAGUGAGCUCUAUGAUACAUUCUCGGAGCAAGACAGAAGAGAGUUCUUGUUAAGAAUUUUCCAACACCUUGUGUUUGGCGGUGCCUCCAACCAGUAUGAGGAUCACAUAGAGGACUAUUUCACAGCGACCAAGGCUGUGUACAAGGAUCUGCUAUCCGUCCGCCGCAGCGACACUGGAGACGUCGAGGUGCUCUCGACGAUCGGCUCCAUCACCUCUCUUGGAGAGGGAGGCUUCCUUUUUCCGAAGGAGAGUCUCCUGAACUUCUGCUACAUCAUCCACGAUCCU